Messenger RNA from Ciona intestinalis (vase tunicate), 2397 nucleotides. NCBI's taxonomy places the organism in Eukaryota, Metazoa, Chordata, Ascidiacea, Phlebobranchia, Cionidae. The record is from RefSeq and is a predicted model, not a curated record.
UCCAUUUGAAUACGAGCUAAGAGACCAAGAUACUAAAAUGGGAAAGAAAGACAAAGAAGAUGAAGCCAAUGAAAGCACAGGAGCGCAUCAUCUAAUGUAUGGAUUGAACGACGUUCCCCCAUGGUAUCUCUGCAUAACGUUUGGGUUGCAGCACCUUUUGCUCUCAGUCGGGGGAAUUGUGGGCAUGCCUUUAUUAUUGGCUCCCAAGUUAUGUAUGGGUAAUGACGACAUUGGGAACCAAGGAAGGGCUUAUGUUAUUGGAACUCUGUUUGUUGUAUCUGGAAUCAGCACAAUAAUACAAACUACCUUCGGAAACAGGUUACCGAUUCUACAAGGAAGUUCCUUUGCAUUUUUUGCUCCUAUCCUAUCAAGUCUUGCCCUUCCCCACAACAAAUGUCCUGACCCUUUACCCCCCGGCUCGUUUAACUCAACAACUACUUUAUACAACGAUACAGAUGGUUCAAUAGUGGACGGUGAAGAGUUAUGGAUGAGAAGAGUACGAGAGACACAGGGCUCAAUGGCAGUUGCAGCACUAUUCGAAGUUAUUCUUGGUAUGACCGGCACAGUUGGAUUAAUGAUGAGACUUAUAGGCCCAGUCACCAUAGCUCCGACUAUUGCAUUAAUUGGAUUAGAUUUGUUCGCAUCUGCACCCUUUCAUGCUUCUACCAACUGGGCAACUGCUAUUUUUACAAGCACAGCUCUCAUUGUUUCGUCACAAUACUUGUCCCACAUCAAAGUUCCCUUCUUCUCAUUUAACCGAAAGCGCAAGUGCCACGUGAUUUGGGUCCCAGCUUUCAAAAUGUUUCCGGUUCUGAUAGCCCUUAUCUGUGGGUGGACAUUAUGUUGGAUAUUAACAGCCACAGACUAUUUAUCACCGGAUCCUGCAGAUCAUAGUUACUAUGCAAGAGCUGACAUAAGAAUUGCAGUCAUUCAUAAUAGCCCUUGGUUUCGUGUUCCCUACCCUGGACAGUGGGGCGCUCCACGAGUUGUACUUUCUGGGGUGAUUGGAAUGUUAGGCGGGGUACUGGGAAGCACUAUUGAAUCAAUCGGCGACUACUACGCGUGUGCUAAGCUUACAGAGAGCCCGCCACCCCCUAAACACUCAAUUAACAGAGGGAUUAUGAUGGAAGGUAUGGGUUGUGUUCUUGCUGGACUUUUUGGUACAACAACAGGAACGACUUCAUUUAGUGAAAAUAUUGCUGCUAUUGGCGUGACAAGAGUCGGAAGCAGAAGGGUUCUCCAAACUGCUGGGGCACUUUUCAUUAUAAUGGGCUGCGUGUCAAAAGUCGGCAGCAUAUUCGUUACUUUACCAGAGCCGGUGAUGGGCGGGAUAUUUCUCAUUAUGUUUGGCAUGAUAGCAGCAGUUGGCUUAUCCAAUCUACAAUACGUUGAUAUGAACUCGCCAAGAAACGUCUUUGCGGUUGGAUUCACUCUCUACAUGGGCCUCGCUAUUCCAGAAUGGGUGAAAGGAAAUACUAACGCCAUUAACACCGGUUCCCCGUUAUUUAACGAAGUGUUUACAGUGUUGCUCAGUUCACCAAUGUUGGUUUCAGCAAUACUGGCAGGAGUGCUGGACAACACGUUACCUGUUUGUCAUAUUCUAGGCACCCGUGAAGAACGGGGAUUCACCAAAUGGGAGAACAGUGUAGCAAGCGAUUUCUCAGAUAAUACGGAUCAGGACGACUACAGCAAAGUCUGCUACAAUUUACCAUUCUCAACCAAUUGCAGACUUGCCAAGUAUCUUCCUUUUCUGCCCGAGUUUGACGACCGUGUGAGGCGCAAAAGAGAGCAGGAACUCGAAGAGCAAACUCGCAGGACCGAAAUGGGACUUCGGGAGCUCGGAGUCGAAAUGAACCUACUGCCAAGCUCGGUCGUUUAACGAAGACAAGGUUUCCGCUGUCAGAAAUACUUUUUGACGAAUUUGAAGAUUUAUAUACAGAAUUUUGGAAUGUGAGCUUCGUCUUUAGCGCAAGUAAUUUUUUAGUGGCGAUCAAAAGGUUUUAGUAUUAGUAGAGACAACGUGUAAACAAUAAUUUAUCAUCAUUUUAUUGCAGCAAAGCGCAACGUUGCGAAAGAAAAUUAUCUCACUUAAGUUGACACCUCAAAUGCCUUUUCUCUUCAAAGUGUUUUCAUAUGUUUAAAGACCGGCCGAUAUUUUAUUGUGUUUAAAAUAACAUUUAACUUAACAGGCACUAAAUUACUGGCACAUCUAAAUUUAAACUGUAUUUGUAUACAGUUGUUUUGCUGGCUUUAGAUAAAAAAAGCUCCCCUUAAAAUGCCUUGUAUAAGUCAACUCAUAUUACAUAUCUAUAUGAAUAUUAGUCUUCAUUUUGUCAAAAUCAGUUUUCUAAACAUUUGUUUACUGUAAUGACUAUGUAAAAAAUAAAUAGAAUUAGA